Molecule: messenger RNA, 1100 nt
Organism: Penicilliopsis zonata CBS 506.65
Lineage: Eukaryota; Fungi; Ascomycota; Eurotiomycetes; Eurotiales; Aspergillaceae
Exons: 3
Coding region: 95-1078 (327 amino acids)
Source: RefSeq, a predicted model, not a curated record
AACAGUAUAUACAAAACGGUCACGAAGGAGGUUCCGAGAGAAGAGACGGCUGGUCUUAUCCUCUUGCAUCAUGUUUGGGAUUUUUGCGGACUUGAUGUCCUCGGUCGUGACGAUUUUAUUCCCUGUCUUUGCGUCCUACAAGGCUCUGCGCUCCUCCGAUCCGGGGCAGUUGGCACCAUGGUUGAUGUACUGGGUGGUCCUGUCGGUGAUUUUGCUGGCAGAGUCGUGGACGGUUUUUAUUAUAGGAUGGUUCCCGUUUUAUAGCUGGUUGCGGCUUUUCUUUCUUUCCUACCUCGUUCUUCCUCAAACCCAGGGCGCCCGGCUGCUGUAUGAACAAUAUGUCGAUCCUUUCUUGGCACAUCACGAGCGUGAAAUCGAGGUAUUUAUCGGGCGCACUCAUGAACAAGCCAAGGCACUGGGUCUGCAGUAUUUUUACCAGGCUAUCGAUUUCAUCCGUGAGAAGGUCCUGGGCUUGCCUCCGCAGCGUCCUGCGCCCCCGCCUCCCCCCGCCGCAACGGGGCCUGCGGCAUAUGCCCAAUCCCUCCUGUCGCGGUUCAACAUCCCCGCUGCCUCGGGUGGUGCAGCUGCACAAGGCUCUUCGACGGACUGGAUGUCUCCCUUGGCAGCAAUACUGCAGUCUGUGGUUUCUUCGGACAAGAGCCGUGAGGCUCAUAUGGAGCAACUCUCAGCUAGCGGUGGAUUCUUGCCGCGGGAGAUGGCAUCCAUGUCGCGUAAGGACAGGGCGCAGUACAUUGUGUCGCAGCGCGAACUGCUGGAUAUGCUGCGGUCGGCGCUCGUCCGGGAAGAGAAGGGUCUAGACGGUGACAAGGACGAGGGUGACGACGCCGAGACGGAGACCGACGAUCUCGCGUACGGCAUGCCGCUACGCAAGAACCGCAGCGAUAACUCCUUUGACCAUAUUGAAGCCGAUGACCUCGGCGGCGGGUCUCGCGAACGGUCCUCGCCUGAGGACUCGCGGCCGUCCAGUAGUAGCGGGGGGUGGGCGUCCACCUGGUUUGGACAGUCGUCGGGGGCAGAGCAUGUGCAGGGGGAGUCGAGAGCGAGACACCAUUAUUAGGCUGGACUGGUAGCUUGGAUAG